GAAUACAUAUAAUGACGCCGAUGGAUUGAAAUUCCCGAGUCAAAAAGUAGAAAUUCCCUCGUAUUGUUCGGAUAAUAGGAAAGAACAAUACUAAUGCGUCUUGGUAACCAUGUUCAGUGCCAUUCUUUGUUCUCCCUGGCCCGAGAUGCAUCUGAUGUCGAAUUAUUUUAUGCGGUCUGCUGCCGGCUCAAGAACAUCUGCAGCAGGUUUGAAUCAGUCUCCAGACAUCCUGUCAAGAGUCAUUGUUGUUGGAGCAGGUCAAUUGCGCUCUGGCACUGUCACACGCGCACUGACUUUUCAGAACUCUAUGGUCCCAUUGUGGCCAAAACAUACCUUCAUGUUUCCGGAGCCUACGACGAUGAGACCUCAGGCAAUCCCGAGAAGUCGUGUCUUGGUGACCUCCUGCAUCCUUUCGCCACAUCCAAAGACAAGGUUCUUGAAGGAACAUAACUCAUCUCCUGAUUACCGACAACGCGCCGGACUCGGAGGCACAUGGAAUCAUGAUAGGCUGUAUCCUAACUUGCCUAGUCAAAAUUCCUACGGCAUGUACGAGAACAGCGACCUUCCGAUGACGUCCGCCGUUGGGCAUGACGAAGGUGGCUCAAACAAUCAAUCCAUUGUGGUCUGUAAAAUCAAUCGAUAUCUCCAUGCGUGGAACGAAAAAUGGGAUUUGACAAAGCGUAUGCGCUUCAAUUGGACUGUGAGUCUUCGGGUAUACAACACCAGGGUCAUUGACAGUUUCAAGUUGCGACUAUCAGUCGACUUGCCAACAAAGAAUGAAAACUGGAAAUGAAAGUCGUGUCCCUAUCGCCGGGCCGACAUGUUACUAUGCUCUGCGAUAAACUUGUUUUUGCUGCCGGGUUGACGUCGGAGCCGAAUAUGCCUGAAAUUUCCGGAUUAAACUGGACAGCUGGUUCAAUGCUACACAAUGUCCACGCAAAAGACGUAGGCGAAUACUGCCGAGGCCAUCUUGGCUAUCAUCCUGUUCUCGACAGGUUUCAGAGAAGAAGGGAGUUGGAACAUAUAAUGAACAGCACCCGCUGCGUUCUGUGGCGGUAUACGAGACAAAUAAGUCUUUGCUUGAUUUUUUUUUAUUUGUUUGUGUUGCUGCAUCAAGGGU
Messenger RNA from Aspergillus ruber CBS 135680, 1120 nucleotides. RefSeq lists its product as uncharacterized. The record is from RefSeq and is a predicted model, not a curated record. The transcript has a single exon. Bases 110 to 793 code for a protein of 227 amino acids. NCBI's taxonomy places the organism in Eukaryota, Fungi, Ascomycota, Eurotiomycetes, Eurotiales, Aspergillaceae.